CCUGUGUCCAAUCAGGGGCUUCUUUCCCCACAUCUUGGCAUUCUCAGCCUUCCUCGCGCGCACCGACCUUUUGCCCUUCUGCACGCCCCCUGCCGCCGUCCUGCAGCCCCGGCUGCACGAUGGACCAACAGUUGGAGCUCGACUAUGACCUUGACGAAGCGGUCAGUCUGUUUCUGGAGCAGCAUCCCUGCGAGGACAACGUACAAGACCGGAGCGCCUACCAGGGCGACCGGUGAGUAAAAAAAAAGGACAGGGGCUGACGAGGGCAAAUGGUAGCCUCCUUGCCACCUCGACGACCAGUCAGCUAGGGCUCGAGAAAGCUUCGCAAAUUACGCCAUUGCCCUGUACCUCAGAGGUCCACCCGAGUACGCAAUGUUUUACUUGGGAGCCAACGACUACCGGCAUGCAUACCAAUCUAGACCCCAAUGCGGAUUUUCGUUUCCAAAGUGGCGCUGUCAUUCUGGACGAUUCAUCCAAGCAAGUCAAGAAGUCAAAACCGGCGCGCACUGAAACCGGGCUGAAAUGCGAGCACCCUGGCUGCAAAUAUCGCGGCUCGUUCAACAGGAAGUAUGACCUCCAGAGACACAUGGCCAAGCAUACAACGACUGCGAAGUUUCAGUGUCCGUUGCAGCAAUGCCAGUAUUCCUCCUACAGAACAGACAAAUUCCUACUUCAUUUUAGGCGAGCGCACACGGACGAAGAUGAAGGCAUCUGCCCACUACCAGGAUGCGGAACUGGUCCCCUGCCAUGGCCACUGCUCAAACUCCACACAAGGAGACACCACGAAAUUGACAGAGGCUCAUCGAAUGUUGCCCUGGAGGCUAUCUGGAAAGUACCGGACGAUGUCUGUAGCUGCCCCAUCGAGUCAUGUCGAGGCAUUCUUAUCAAAGUCUUCUACAUGCAGGAGCAUCUCCGAGCUCAUCCGUACAACGAGCGCAUAGAGAACAGGCACGCAAUACUCGUAGCCGGUUACGAUGCAACCUCUACGAACAUUGUCUGCCCGGUCUGCCGAGAAUUGCUAGACGGGACCUCAGCCUUUUCACACCACUUGGAAGAGUCCCACAUCGCUACGGAUGGCACGCAUUUCCGUAUGUUCUGCGAAUCGCUUCAAAGAGUUGGAAGAUGGUCGUUGUGGUCUGUUAUCACAAGUGCAUGGGUGCCAAAGCCUUUCACUGUCGUGAGAUCCGUCUCUUGCUCUUUUUGCUCCGAGGAUUUUCCAGAAUGGGCUAGGGUGGACCAUCACAUCAAGUUGCUUCGAGAUUAUGAGCCACUUCGCCCCCAUCGGCUUGCUAUACUGAAGCUAUUGCCUUAUUUCGGAGCUCAUCCUAUCUUCGAUGAUAUCAGAUCCACGGUGUAUUCGUGUAGAUAUCGUGAGUUCUGAAAAUGUGCCUUCUCUCCGAGGCCCGCUGCCUAACGUAUCCUUCUGGUUGACACACUUCAACGUGUGCCGAGCGACGUAUCAACCACACAGGAAGGUUGAGAAAUGUAAAAAGCUUCAACAGCGUUGAUGGGUUCCUUUGUCUCUAUUCUUUCUCUCCUUUAAAGGCUCAGUUAGCCAGGCAUUCCUAUUUGCUUCUUGUUUCACCCGUUCUGCCCUAAACCUGUGAAAAUGGCAUUGCACGCUUCGACCCUGCUGCUCGUUCAUUCGCUAGCGUAUCUGCAUGUCAUAUCGCUUUAAAUAUCUUACGCUCUUUUGGAUGUUCUCUUUCACACAUUAUGGUUUUGUACUGGGUCGCUCAUUUAGAUAGCAAUACCAACGGUAUUUUUUUUUUCUA
Messenger RNA from Trematosphaeria pertusa, 1775 nucleotides. RefSeq lists its product as uncharacterized. Lineage: Eukaryota; Fungi; Ascomycota; Dothideomycetes; Pleosporales; Trematosphaeriaceae. The record is from RefSeq and is a predicted model, not a curated record. The transcript has 3 exons. Gene Ontology annotation, biological process: regulation of transcription by RNA polymerase II. Gene Ontology annotation, cellular component: chromosome. The annotation marks the transcript as partial. Gene Ontology annotation, molecular function: chromatin insulator sequence binding.